AUGGACAUCUUCAAUACAUGCACUCGUGGACCUACAACAAUUAUCAAACCUUUCCUAGGAUGUCAUUGGUUGUUAAUCUUGACUUUCAUCUGGCUCCAACACAUCCAAUGCGCUUCAAUCGGUAGAAUCGGGACAGUAAAUUCAACUGCGUCUGACGACCGCCCACCUAUCAAGUUGUGCUCCGGCAAGAUUUACGUGGUAGGAGACAGUGUUCUGCAUGCUUUGGAGACAUAUGUAAUCGAAGGGGCUCUCAUAGAGCAACCUCUCUCACUCUUUCGAACUCGGGUUCAUGAGGAGCCUAUCAAAUUCUUUUGGACGGAAAACUCCAACAGUCAUUACGGUCAUCAGGCUGGACUUAGCUUUGGUCUAGUAGCGUGGGUCCCCCUUGUAAUUUUUUCCUCGACUCGUCCAGAGACUCAGUGGUGUUUACAGGAUGCUAGUCAAAGGCAAGCAUGCGAUGAUCUAGCAGAUCGCUUGGCGGCUCAGGUCAAGGAGGUUGGAGCAGAUCCAGUGACUCGACAAUGGAAUUUCGCGAUUCAGGAGUUGAUUGGAUCAUAA
Molecule: messenger RNA, 558 nt
Organism: Melampsora larici-populina 98AG31
Lineage: Eukaryota; Fungi; Basidiomycota; Pucciniomycetes; Pucciniales; Melampsoraceae
Exons: 4
Coding region: 1-558 (185 amino acids)
Source: RefSeq, a predicted model, not a curated record